AUGCCUUCCUCUGACUUGGAUCCAGGCUUUCCUCUCCUGGCUGGCUUGUGGAUGGAUCGCUCCGGGAGGAUCGGGAGGAAAAUGAAGUCGGUCUUCUUGCUGGCUCUCUUCUUCACCUUCCGAGGUGCGCUCUGUAAGAACCUGAAGUACAGCAUCUACGAGGAGCAGCUGGUGGGCUCUGUGGUGGCCAGGUUGGCCGAGGAUGUGGCCGAUGUAUUGUCUAAGUUACCCAACCCUUCUUGCCAUCCGAUUCAAAGCCAUGCAGCGGGGGAACCCUCCUCUGCUCCUGGUCCAGGAGGACAACGGGGAGAUCACCAUCGGCCACAAGAUCGACAGGGAGCAGCUGUGUCAGAAAAACUUGAACUGCUCCAUAGAGUUCGAUGUCAUCACCUUGCCCACCCAUCAUCUGCAGCUGUUCCAUGUAGAAGUUGAGGUACUGGAUAUCAAUGAUAAUGCCCCCCACUUCUCCAGGUCUCUCAUCCCCAUUGAGAUAUCUGAGAGUGCAGCUGUGGGCACCAGGAUCCCCCUGGACAGCGCCUUUGACCCUGAUGUUGGAGAAAAUUCCCUCCACACCUAUUCUCUUUCUGAAAACGAGUAUUUUAAAAUCGAGGUGAAGACCAGGACCGAUGGCGCUAAAUACGCAGAACUUAUCGUGGUCAGGGAGCUGGACAGGGAGCUUCAAUCCAGCUAUGAGCUCCAGUUGACUGCUUCAGAUAUGGGGGUGCCCCAGAGGUUCGGCUCAGCCAUCCUUAAAAUAAGUAUCUCUGAUUCCAAUGACAACAGCCCAGUUUUUGAACAAAAGUCGUAUGUGAUCCAGCUACCUGAGAAUUCUCCUGUUGGGACCCUGCUCAUUGACCUCAAUGCUACAGACCCAGAUGAGGGUGCCAAUGGAAAGGUGGUCUACUUAUUCAACAACAACGUUUCCCCCAAAAUUACAGAUACCUUUAGGAUGGAUCCAGAGAAAGGUCAGCUGACUCUAAUGAAGCAAGUGGACUAUGAGACAACUAAAUCAUAUGAGAUUGAUGUCCAGGCCCAGGACAUGGGUCCAAACUCAAUCCCUGGCCACUGUAAGAUCAUUAUCAAUGUUGUGGAUGUGAAUGAUAACAAGCCUGAAAUCAAUAUCAAUCUGAUGUCUACUGGCAAAGAAAUUGCUUAUAUUUCAGAGAGUGCACCUCUGGAUACCUUUGUGGCCUUGGUAAGGGUGCAGGAUAAAGAUUCUGGACUCAAUGGGGAAAUUGUAUGCAAACUACAUGGCCAUGGGCAGUUUAAGAGCUGCAGAAGACUUAUGAAAACAACUAUUUGAUAUUAACAAAUUCCACGCUGGAUAGAGAAAAAAGGUCAGAGUACAGCCUGACUGUAAUAGCCGAGGACAGGGGGCUGCCAAGUCUUUCCACAGUUAAACAUUUUGCAGUACAGAUAAGUGAUGAGAAUGACAACCCACCACAAUUCCAGACAAGCAGAUAUGAGAUUGUCAUCGUAGAGAACAAUUCACCUGGAGCCCAUAUUACAUCUGUAAGGGCUACAGAUCCAGAUCAAGCUGAAAAUGGACAGGUGACAUAUGUCAUUCCCGAAAGCUUCAUUCAAGGUAGUUCCAUAACAACUUAUGUGACUAUUGAUCCUUCAAAUGGUGCAAUAUAUGCUCUCAGGGCCUUUGACCAUGAAGAAGUAAAUCAGGUUAUCUUCACCGUCCAGGCAAGGGAUAGUGGAAUUCCCCAGCUUGCCACCAAUGCUACAGUGGUUCUUACUGUUGUUGAUGAAAAUGACAAUGCCCCAGUGAUUGUGACUCCUACUCUGCACAAUAACACAGCCAAAAUUGCAGUCCCAAGGGAUGCUGAAAGUGGAUAUUUGAUCACUAAAAUUAGGGCCACGGACAGAGACUCUGGCAUGAACUCUGAACUUAGCUGUACCAUAACAUCCGGGAAUGAAUAUGACAUUUUCAUUAUAGAUCCCAAAUCUUGUGAAAUCUACACUAAUAUGAGUAUGGAGAGUUUCCCUUUCCAAGACUGGGAGCUUCAAGUGUCAGUUCAAGACAAGGGGACACCUCAACGUACCACUAAAGCACUUCUUAAAUGCCACAUUAUUGAAACUUCUGAUGCUGCUGGCAGUACUGAGGCUAGUUAUGUUAACCAGGCCUCAAUGGAUGUCUCAAUGAUCAUUAUCAUUUCCUUGGGGGCUAUCUGUGCAGUUCUUUUAGUCAUCAUGGUCAUUUUUGCAACAAGGUGCAACAGAGAAAAAAAGGACAAUCGAUCUUACAAUUGCAGAGUGGCAGAAUCUACAUACCAAAAUCACCCAAAGAGGCCUUCCAGGCAAAUCCACAAAGGGGACAUUACUCUAGUGCCUACCAUGAAUGGUACACUGCCAAUUAGAUCCCAUCAUAGGUCAUCUCCUUCCCCAUCCCCUACUUUGGAACGUGGCCAGAUGAGCAGCAGGCAAAGUCAUCACAGCCGCCAAUCACUCAACAGUCUGAUGACAAUAUCAUCUAAUCAUGUACCAGAUACAUUCGCACUGGAACUGACUCAUGCUACGCCUGCAGUGGAGGUAUCCCAAUUGCUCUCCAUGCUUCACCAGGGACAGUAUCAGCCGAGACCAAGCUUUCGUGGAAACAAAUAUUCAAGGAGCUACAGAUAUGCCCUCCAAGACAUGGAUAAAUUUAGUUUAAAAGACAGUGGACGUGGCGAUAGUGAAGCUGGAGACAGUGAUUAUGAUCUGGGCAGAGAUUCCCCAAUUGACAGACUUCUGGGUGAAGGGUUCGGAGAACUUUUCCUUACUGAUGGGCACAGAAUUCCUCCAGUUAUGAGAUUUUGUACAGAUGAAUGCCGUGUUCUAGGACAUUCUGAUCAAUGCUGGAUGCCACCACUCCCUUCGCCAUCAGCAGAUUACAGAAACAACAUGUUCAUCCCUGGAGAAGAAGUUCAGGCCCUUCAGCAGCCCCAGCCAAAUAACCAGCAACCAACUCAGCAGCAAACCUCUGCACUUGAAGAGGAAGUUCUUCCAUUAGAUCAGAAUGAGAAGAAGAAGAGUUUUUCCACGUUUGGUAAAGAGGCCCAGGAUGAGGAGUCAGCUGAAACUUGCACUUCUUCCCUCCUUACUGAAAUGAGCAGUGUUUUCCAACGCUUGCUACCUCCAUCUUUGGACAACUACACUGAAUGUAGUGAAGUUGACCGCUCAAACUCUUUAGAACGAAGGAAAGGGCAAGUGCCUACUAAGACUUUAAGUUACCCCCAAGGGGUUGCUGCAUGGGCAGCUAACACACAUUUCCAAAAUCCCAACAAUGUUGGUGGACCUUCUUUAGGAAAUCAUUCCAGUGCACAGCCGUCCUCUAAGUGGUUGCCAGCUAUGGAGGAAAUACCAGAGAACUAUGAGGAAGAUGACUUUGACAAUGUCCUCAAUCAUCUCAAUGAUGGUAAACACGAACUUAUGGAUGCUAGUGAACUUGUGGCAGAAAUUAACAAAUUGCUUCAAGACGUGAGGCAAAAUUAA
This is a messenger RNA of Staurois parvus, 3480 nucleotides long. Lineage: Eukaryota; Metazoa; Chordata; Amphibia; Anura; Ranidae. The record is from the annotation of a GenBank genome assembly.